GUCUUACUUUGGUGUCUGCUCCCCACUUAGCACGGUCUUACCAUCAUUUAUUUCCUUUGGAUGCUUUUCAAGAAAUUCCCCUAGAAGAACAUAAUGGAGAAAGGUUUUGUUAUGCCUGUCAGGGGGAAUUAAAAGACCAACAUGUCUAUGUUUGCAGUGUGUGCCAGAAUGUGUUCUGUGUGGACUGUGAUGUUUUUGUUCAUGACUCUCUUCAUUGUUGUCCUGGCUGUAUUCAUAAGAUUCCAGUUCCUUCAGCUGAGACUCUGGAUUAACUUCGAGAAAAUGGCCACCCAGGAGAAAGCCCCUGAGGAGAGGAUUUCACAGUUUGAUUAUGCUUUGCUCCCAGAGAUGUCUGCUUUUCUAGGUGUAAAUGCACUUCAAUUUGUAAAGGAAAUAGAAGAAAAAGAGCACAGAGACAGGGAAAAAAUGCAAAAAGGCUUUAAUUCACAAAUGCGUAGUGAAGCAAAAAGGUUAAAGACUUUUGUGACCUAUGACACCUUCAGCUCGUGGACGCCCCAGGAGAUGGCAGAGGCCGGGUUUUAUUUCACUGGCACAAAAUCUGGCAUUCAGUGCUUCUGCUGUAGCUUAAUCCUCUUCGGUACUAGCCUCCAUAAUACCCCCAUGGGACACCACAAGAAGUUCCAUCCAGACUGUGAGUUCCUUCUGGGUAAAGAUGUUGGUAACAUUGCCAAGUAUGAUAUAAGAGUUCAGAAGCCAGAGAACACAUUGAGGAGGGACGACAAAGCAAGAUACCAAGAAGAGAAGGCCAGACUCGAAUCCUUCAAGAACUGGCCAUUUUAUGCCCAAGGGACAUCCCCAAGGGAGCUCUCAGCUGCUGGCUUUGUCUUUACAGGGUUCCUCUGCUUUCCCAUUGCUUCUGCGGGCAUGUUGAGUUCAACAGCUUGGAGUGUGUGUCAAGUAUGGCCGCCGCUAAGAGGUAAACGUGACACUGUGCAGUGCUUUUCCUGUGGUGGGUGUUUAGGAAAUUGGGAAGACGAUGACGAUCCCUGGAAGGAACAUGCCAAGUGGUUCCCUAAAUGUGAAUUUCUUCAAAGUAAGAAAUCCUUAGAGGAAAUUACCCAGUAUAUUCAAGGCUACAAGGGAUUUGUUGACGUCACGGGAGAACAUUUUCUGAAUUCCUGGGUCAAGAGAGAUUUAUCUGUGGCAUCAGUCUGUUGCAAUGGCAGCAACAGUCCUUCGUUUGUUAAUGAAGAACUCCUCCUGCAGUCUUUCAAGUCCUGGCACCCGUCGUACCCAGUGGGAGCAGCAGCUCUGGCCAAAGCAGGGUUUUUCUACACAGGCAAAUCGGACAUUGUCCGGUGUUUUUCCUGUGGAGGAUGUUUGCAUGCAUGGAAGGAAGGUGAUGACCCAUUAGAAGAACACGCCAAAUUUUUUCCCAAUUGUCAGUUUCUCCAGAGUGUGAAGUCCUCCGCAGAAGCGAUUCCAGACCUUCAGAGCCACGAUGAACUUUCUGAGUUAACGGAAACCACAAGUGAAAGCAAUCUUGAAGAGUCAACAGCAGUUAGUUCUAUAGUGCCAGAGGUGGCCCAGGGUGAAGCCCAGUGGUUUCAGGAGGCAGAGAGCCUGAGUGAGCGCCUGAGAAAAGUCUAUACCAGUGCUCCUUUCUGCCACAUGUCUUUGCUUGAGAUCUCUUCCUGUCUAGCCACUGACCAGUGGCUGGAUUGUGAUCUGUCCUUUGCUUUAAAACACAUCACCAAUCCUGUGCAAGAGCCUGUGGUGUUGCCUGAAGUCUUUGCUAACUUGAACUCUGUCAUGUGUGUGGAGGGUGAAGCUGGGAGUGGAAAGACCAUCCUCCUGAAGAAAAUAGCUCAUCUGUGGGCAUCAGGAUGCUGUCCCUUGUUAAACAGGUUCCAGCUGGUUUUCUGUCUCUCUCUUGGCUCUACCAGACCGGAGCAGGGGCUGGCCAGUGUCAUUCGUGACCAACUCUUAGAGACAAAUGUAUCUGUUACUGAAAUGGGCCUAAGGAAUAUCAUCCAGCAGUUAAAGAACCAGGUGUUAUUCCUUUUGGAUGACUACAAAGAAAUGUGCUCAGUCCCCCAAGUCAUAGCAAGGAUGAUUCAAAAAAAACAUUUGUCAAGGACCUGCUUGGUGAUCACUGUCCGUACAAAUAGGGCCAAGAACAUCCGCCGAUACCUAGAUACAAUCAUAGAGAUUAAGGCGUUUCCUUUCUAUAAUACUAUUUCUAUAUUACAGAAGCUCUUUUCAGGUGAUUUGACCCGUCUGCGAAAGUUGAUGGUUGACUUUGGAAUGAAUCAAACUUGGCAGGGAAUUCAGAAAACUCCCUUGUUUGUAGCAGCAGUCCGUGCUGGUUGGUUUCAGAAUCGUUUUCAUCAGUCCUUUGAUAGUGUGGCUGUCUUCGAGUCCUAUAUGGAAUGCCUUUUCUUAAAGCACAAAACUGAAGCUGACCUUCUCAAAGCAACUGUGUCCUCCUGCGGUGAUCUAGCCUUGAAAGGGUUUUUUUCAUCUUGCUUUGAGUUUAGUGAUGAGGACCUCAUAGAAGCAGGGGUUGGUGAAGAGGAAGAUCUAGCCAUGUACCUGAUGAGCAAAUUCACAGCCCAGAGACUGAGGCCAGUCUAUCAGUUUUUAAAUCCUGCAUUUCAAGAAUUCCUUGCUGGAAUGAGGCUGACCGAACUCCUGGAUUCUGAUAGGCAAGAAGACCAAGAUUUGGGACUUCAUUAUUUGAAACGAAUCAACUCAACCUUGAUGGUUAUCUAUCCCUAUGCCAAUUUUUUGAACUGUGUCUCCCGCCAUCCUUCAACAAAGGCAGGGCCAAAAAUUGUAUCCCAUUUGCUUCUCUUGGUGGAUAAUAAAGAGACACUGGAGAAUGUAUCUGAAAAUGACGACUAUCUGAAGCAUCAUCCAGAAAUUUCAGAGGUGAUGCAAUUUUUCAGGUUGAUGUGGCAGUUAUCUCCACAAAAUUACCUUUCACUGGCUUCAAAACAUUUGCUAGCUCUGGCUAUAAAGAUUGCGUAUCAAAGCAACACUGUUGCUGCAUGUUCUCCUUUCAUUUUGCAAUUCCUUCGUGGGAGAACCCUGUGUUUGGAUGUGCUUAAGUUACAGUAUUUUUUUGACCACCCAGAAAGCCUGUUAUUGUUGAGGAGCAUCCAGGUCUCCAUAAAUGGAAAUACAUUAUUCAAAACAGAUACGCCCUUGGAAAGAAUUUUAGAUAAAUCCCAGGCACCAACUAUAGAUCAGGACUAUGCUUCUGCCUUUGAACUUGAGAGUGAAUGGAAGCAGAGUUUAGAUGAAAAACAUGAAAUCAUUCAGCAUUUUCAGAACAUGCGACUCAAUGCACCACCAGCCAUCAACACUGGCUAUUGGAACCUUCCUUCAAAGCAGUACAAGAUUCCCCUUCUGGAAGUUCAUGUGACUAAUACCUAUGCUGUGGAUCAGGAGAUGCUAAGGUUUCUAAUAGAGGUUUUCUCAGCUGCACAGCACAUUGAACUCCACUUGAACCACAGCAGGGGUUUUAUUGAAAACAUCCGCCCAGCUCUUGAGCAGUUCAGGGCGUCUUUCACCAAGUGCUGCAUAAGCCAAUGUGAGCUGAGUGCAAUAGAACAGGAAUUGCUUCUCACUCUAACUUCCCUAGAAUCUCUUGAAGUCUCAGAGACAACCCAUCUACAAGACCAACUCUUUCUUAGUUUGGACAAAUUCUUGUGCCUGAAAGAACUGUCUGUGAAUCUGCAACAAGAUGUUUUUUCAGUCAUUUCUGAAGAAUUCCUAAACCUCCACCAUAUGGAGAAAUUAUUGAUCCAAAUUUCAUCUAAGUGCAGUCCUUCCAAAUUAGUCAGAUUAGUUCAGAAUUCUCCAAACCUUCAAGUGUUCCAUCUGGAAUGUAAUAGCUUUUCGGAUUUUGAAUCUCUUGUGACUGCACUUGCUUCCCGCAAGAAACUUGAAGAAAUUAAGUUUUCUGGACAAUUUUUUCAAGCCAACCCAUUUGUCAUUGUCUUGCCAAAUUUUACUUCUCUGAAGAUAUUAAAACUUGGGCUCCAAUAUAUUCCAGAUAAGGAAACAGCUGAAAAAUUUGCCUACGCUUUAGGUUCUUUAAAUAACCUGGAAGAAUUGAUCCUUCCCACGGGGGAUGGGAUUCAUCAAAUGGCCAGACUGAUCAUCCAGCAGUGUCAGCAUCUUCAGUGUCUCCAAGGUCUCCAGUUUUUCAAGACUUUGGAUGAUGACAGCGUGGUAGAAAUUGCCAAGGUAGCAAUCAAUGGAGGUUUCCAGAAACUCAAGCGUCUUGAUUUUUCAAUGAACCACAAGAUUACAGAGGAAGGAUACAGAAACUUCUUUCAAACACUGGACAACCUGCCUAACUUGCAAGAGUUAACUAUUUCCAGGCAUUUCAAAGAAUGUAUCAAAGUUCAGGCUGCAACAGUCAAGUCUUUGAGUCAAUGUGUGUUAAGGCUGCCAAGCCUCUUGAGACUUAACAUGUUAAGUUGGCUCCUGGAUGCAGAAGACAUCACACUGCUUACUGCCACGAUAAAAAAGCACCCUCAGUCUAAACAUUUCAUCCUUUCCUGGAAAUGGAUACUGCCAUUCUCUCCAAUCAUUCAGGAACCUAUUAGCUAAAAUCUACUAAAUCAAGAAAAUUUUUGUCAAUAAUUCUAAAAACUGUUGGAUAAAAUUUUGGAUAAUGUUAUCCAAAAACUUUUUAUUAAAUGCUGCAUACAAAAGAGUAAAAUGCAUAAAGCAUGUACUAUAAAAAACCCCAAACAGCCUGCUUACCCAUUACUGAGCGUAAGAAACAGAGUAUUACCAGUGACUCUGAAGUCCCUAAAUGAUCCUCCCCAAUCAAAGAUCAGCCUUUUAAUCAAAUUUACACAUCCAACUCUUCAUUACUCAGCUCAUAUAGGGCUUUCAGACUAACUUUGGUAAACGGUUAACAAAGCCACAGGGAGGAGUGGGGAGAAUGGUGUAUCCAUCGUAAAGCCACAAUAUGAAAGGAAUAUUCAAGUUAUUACAAAAAUGGCUAAUUUAAGGACUGCAUCUGUUUCACACAUAGGUGUGACAAGAGAUAUUCCUUAAUCCUUGUAGUGUCUGUUUUUGUACAUUUACUUUAGUGUGGCAGGGUUUAUGUAUACCUUCCUUUUAUCUACUGCAGAAGAAAUAGGAUUUAGGGCAAAUGCUCAUAUUCUAGAGCCCUUUGAUUCAGUGCUUAUUGUAGAAGCAGAAAGUAGUUUAGAAUUUAGCAUUAUUGGAAAUUAGCUAAAUCUGCGGUUUUAAAAAUACUGAGUAUCAAUGUUUUUUUAGAUGUUUGAGAAUCUAACGUAUACAUUUAUAAUGGCCUUAAAGUCUUAUGUAUCCACUUUGCUCAAGAACAUAUUUUGUCAGUGACUUUAUAUUGUUCAAGGUAUUACAUCUGAUGUCAAUGUCUACAUCUGUGCCUGUGUCCAAAAUUUCACUAUUAGUUAAUCAGUGGAGUGUUCUGAAUGGCUAGAAGGCCAUUCCAAAUUCAUAAUGCUAGUGUAAGCUGGAAAACAACCAUUCUUUUACACUAAUUUUUAUUUUUACCACAAAACAUAGGGACUGUAUAUAUGGUUAUGAUUCUAUUUGUUUAAAAAAUGUACUCUCAUGUUUCUAGAUGCAUUAAGAAUUUCUGCAAAGAAUAUACAAGAAAAAUUUUAACAGUGGUAACUAUUUUAAAUGAUUAGAAAAGGGAUAGGAAGGCAUUCCUUUUUCCUUUUUGUACUGUUUUUUGUUUUACAAGCGCCUGUUUUGUAUUUAAAAUAUAAAAUUAGUUUAGCAUUACAACGUGAAUAAUUGCUCUGUAGAGUGAGAUUACUGGAAGCUGAGAAGGGCUAUCUUCUCGUCUGAUUUUGUAUCUAAUACUUUUGUAAUCAGAAAGGUUUUAAGUACUGUAUCAGAGUCCAACUGGGAGAUAGAAACCACCUAGUAACUUGGGGAGUUUACUAUUAAGAGUUAUUUACUGUAAUAGGCAAUUGUAAUUGGAGUAAUCCUUGUUACUCCAAGCAUCGACAUAGGGAAUAGCCUACUGGCUUUUCACAUUAGGGUGCGACAGAGCACCCAAAGGACCGACCCCAGGACUGAGAUCUGGACCUCAAGAGAGAAGGCACAGCCAUGGACAACAAAGGCUGGCUAAAUUAAAGAGCUGCAACCCAAGAAGGUGUAAGCUUGGAGCACUUUGCUUAGAAACUUUGGGGGUGCCGGAGGAAGCCUUCUAUAUGGGGUGCUAAGUGCUGCUGGCCACUAGGUACUGCGGAAGCCAGGUGCUGCACAAGGGUGUAGAGCCCAUGAGCUCCAAGUACCUGCUGGAGAGGUACACUGGACCCAGAAGGAGGCCCGUGCCCCUCCUGUCAACAGCACCCUCUACUGACAAAGCUUUUCACUGUACCUGCUGACAAGGCAGGGAUAUUUACAAGGUCCAGAUCCAUUACUGCAGAGCAGGCAGUGAAGGCUGGAUUUGGACAUGAAGGCAAUAACGUCGAAGUGGUACAAGUAUUACUUAUUACAUUUCACAGUUCUGACCUAAAGGAAAAAGAACCUAGUUAAAUUUAAGAUUGAGAGCAUAUGUACAUUCAGGUUUAUCCUGUCAUAGAAAAACUUCCUAAAUACACAAGAAACUGGUAUUAAUGAUGCAUUUCAGGGAGAGGGGCAGGAUAGUGGGCAGGGUAGGGAGGUUUACUUUACAUACAAUCAUCUGAAUUCUGCACUAUAUACAUGUACUAUUAAACAUGAUACUUGAAAAAACUAA
Bubalus bubalis (water buffalo) is the source of this 6730-nucleotide messenger RNA. RefSeq names its product general transcription factor IIH subunit 2. Gene Ontology annotation, biological process: defense response to bacterium; DNA-templated transcription; pyroptotic inflammatory response. The coding region runs from base 142 to 4587 and encodes 1481 amino acids. Gene Ontology annotation, cellular component: transcription factor TFIIH core complex; IPAF inflammasome complex; transcription factor TFIIH holo complex. The record is from RefSeq and is a predicted model, not a curated record. NCBI's taxonomy places the organism in Eukaryota, Metazoa, Chordata, Mammalia, Artiodactyla, Bovidae. The transcript has 19 exons. Gene Ontology annotation, molecular function: ATP hydrolysis activity; zinc ion binding; cysteine-type endopeptidase inhibitor activity involved in apoptotic process.